AUGUGUCACGACGAAUACUUAAAACGACCGCAUGUUUUUAAUUUUACCCCCUCCUGCACGCCUUGCGACUGUGAUGACUCCUGUGUCAGAAAAUCAAGCUGUUGUCCUUCGAAAUUCCUCCGCCAUGAUGCUGAUGACUUGACACGUCCAUCAUUAUCCUGUGUACAGCCUCUCUGGAACCCACACCCUGGGUUCAAUGUAAAGUCAUACUGGUUAAUUGAUAACUGCCCCAAUGGGGAGAGCUGUCAUUUGCCACAAUUACAGGCAAAUAAUAUAUCUCUUUCUACUCCAGUUACCUCCCUUCUCACCAACGAAUCCUACAAAAAUAUCCACUGUGCUCUCUGCCACAAUGAAAGUACAUUAGAUUUAAUAUUUUGGAAACAAAACCAAGUUCUUUGUAGAAAAAGGUCGGAUCUUUUACUGAGAAAAACUCCUGAAGAACUCCAGCAAUUCGUUUUCAGGGAAGAUCCCAGAUGCAAUGUUUUGUUUUAUCCACCCCGCUCAUUAGAGGACACAAUAAAACCGUGUGUUUACGUGCAUGAUGUACCAGAAAACCUUUCCAGUUUAGUAGAUGCAGACAGACCAUACUUGAUUCAGGCGUGCAAUAAAUACUAUGUACCUUACACUAAUUGUCACCACACAUUCAAAAAUGUAUUCUGUGCUUUGUGCUACCAAGAAUCACUUUUUGGUGCCAUAAAACAAAUGCCUAUCGAAUGUAAAGAGGACAAUACUGAUAGGUUAGAUUACUUCAAAACUUUUUCUGCUUUGUUGGAUUUCGACAAAGAAAGAGAAGUACCAACACUGGAGAAUGAAAUUUGUGCGUGGGAUCAAAUGUACGAUAACCGUAUGGGGAAAUGUCUAGAUCUAACCUGUGAAAAAGAAUAUGUCUUAGACCAGAACCCUGUGGAUUGCCGUCCUAAGUUCUUCGAGUGGGGAGAAAACAUCUACGAGCUGAGCAUGAUAUUCAAAUUCUCACGUCAAGUUGAUAAAGAGGCCGUUGAUAACUUAACACCGUAUCUAAUGAAUAUUUUAAAGAAAAAAGUGACACAGAAUAACUUUAGCGAGUACUUGUGUGUGAUAAGGAUCUUUGAACUGGACGAUAACAAUGAAUGGUAUUUUGGAGCUCUCAUAGGAUUUGCCAUCAACAAAAAACAUGACAUUGAUAACAUGAUCGAAAAACUAAUACGUAUCUUUGAGAAAGAUGAUGCUAAUCUACAUGGUUAUGACGUGAAUAUUUCCAGUUCUAUACUAGGACAAAGGUUUCAUUUGAGUCAGAAUAAUGGACAUUUUGAAUUUUCUCCUUGUCGCAAGUAUCUUAAUCCCAUGACUCUCGCAGAAAUAAUUCCAUCAUCUAGUUUAGAACUUCAAAGUUCAUUUCUUUGUACAGAAGUUUCAUCUACAAUAGUUGUGGCCGAUUGGUACCGUUGCCCGAAAAAACAAAAAUCGCAGUGUCAAAUAUGGAACCUAGAGGACACAGUUGAUGAUCUCGAACAAUAUGGUAGGAGAAAUUCACUGAGAUUUCACAACUGUCCUGUACCAGGAGAAGGAUCGGAUACGGAUAAAACCGUCAUCGACAUCUGUAAACAACGUCUAGCAAUUGAACUCAAAGAUGAUGAUAUCUUCAGAUCACACCCAAUAGGGAAACCAAACAAAGAUGGUAACAUCCAAAUCAUCUGCCGCUUCAAAAACUGGAAGAUUAAAAACAAAAUCUAUUUGGCUAAACGGAAUCUCAAGAAAUCCGGCAUCUUCAUUACAGAAGACCUGACCAAAUACAGACAGGGUAUAGUGAAGGAACUAGCGAGUGCUAAAAAAGCUGAAAGAGUUCAUUCUUUCUGUACCAGUGAUGGCAGAAUCUUUACCAAACUGUAUGACAAAGGUCAUAAAUAUCUAAUUCGCUGUAUUAAAGAUCUACACGAUCUUGCUCCACCUCAGUGGACAUCAUCUGACCCUGAAGCUGAAACAUCCGACAACCAGUAUUAG
This is a messenger RNA of Saccostrea cuccullata (small rock oyster), 1980 nucleotides long. RefSeq lists its product as uncharacterized. NCBI's taxonomy places the organism in Eukaryota, Metazoa, Mollusca, Bivalvia, Ostreida, Ostreidae. The record is from RefSeq and is a predicted model, not a curated record. The transcript is spliced from 3 exons. Bases 1 to 1980 code for a protein of 659 amino acids.